This is a messenger RNA of Rhipicephalus microplus (southern cattle tick), 3601 nucleotides long. It is a transcript of the gene fy, whose product is annotated as fuzzy planar cell polarity protein-like protein. The record is from RefSeq and is a predicted model, not a curated record. Lineage: Eukaryota; Metazoa; Arthropoda; Arachnida; Ixodida; Ixodidae. Gene Ontology annotation, biological process: vesicle-mediated transport; non-motile cilium assembly.
CCAUCAGUGUAGGUAGUUUCUCCGCUAUGGCGUCAGCACUUCGAGUGAGGAUUUCGCUUUCGGAGUUGUGCUCCCGACAACGUGCGUUGAAGUCACAGUGCAACCCGUCCUGCGUCGUCUAAACGGCGCUGCGAAAGCGUGACAGUUUUAUAGCGUUACUGAGGCCUUUCCGUAGCAGUGCGCUGAUCCGCCUCCUGUGUUGUCGUCUGCUACACCCUUCCAGAGGGUGUCGACUGAGUAGCGCUUUCGUCCCUGUUUGCAAUAGUGGUAGAGAUUCCAAAGAGCAAACAUCAUUUGUGAAGCGACAAAGUGUGGCCUGCUGUGUGUUUUGAGACCUCUCCCAUGAGUGCAACGGACGCGUAGAAACUUUUCCUUGCCGAAACGUCCCGUGUUUCGCGCGGAGUGAACUCGGCGGACCGGCGGCGGCAUGGGUAAACGCCCGCGCUCGGCGAUCGCCACGGCGGUGCCCUCUGCGCAUGCGCCAGCGCGGGGGCCCAAGAUGGCCGGCCACCUGGCCGCCCUGACUGCCGACGGUGGAAUACCGCUACUAACGCGGAAGAUAGGAGACGUCAAACCGCUCCCGUUCGCGUCGGUGGGCACGCUCAAUGGGGUCCACCUGUUCUCACACCUGAGGGGCGCUUCCCUGCACAGCACAACUACCAAAGGUGCCAAGGCCGUCUGGAGGAGUUACCACGACAGUGUGGUGUUACUUGUGGUGACUAACAACGACAACUCAAGUGACGAGCACCUGAACCGGCUGCUCGACAAUGUGUUCGCUUCCAUGGUGAUGGCUGUGGGACUGGAGACUUUGCAGACCAUACACAACGUCGACAGGCUCAAGCGGGAACUCAGGGUUUGUUAUCCCAUGGUGGAUCACUUGUUGUGCCAACUGGAUCAAGAUGCCUGCACACUUGGUGACCUCACAGGUGUCACCGACUUUAUCCUAUGUACAGAAAGUCAGGCGCUCCAGCACUACCUGGACACCUUCGUGGAGGAAGUGGACAGCUUGUACGGCUGCCUCUUGGUGCGAGGCAAGGUGGCCGUGGCCACCAAACAGUGGAUGCGUCUCACCCGCGAGGAGACCACGCUGCUGGCCAUUGCUGCCCGUGCGGGCACUCGCUGCAUUUCACGCGAGACGCCUGUCUACCUGCCCACCAGCUGUCCUCUGGUAAGCAACCGCCUCGUCACGCUGCAGUUGACGCAAGGAGUUGAACUGUGCCUGCUUUGCGGACCAGCACCAUCAUUGGCAGUUCUCGAGGAAGAGGUGUGCAGGUUUUGGAAUGAAGCUUUCGACUUGCUUAAAACGGCCGCUAGUGUGCACCCGAGGAAUUUUCCGCUAAGCUCGACGUCCGACAAGAAGACUGUGACGUUGCCUUCCCUUGACAAGAACAUCUUGGGGUUCCUCCUGGUGAACAUGAAGAAGCAGCGGAGCCUUACGAGCGUGCACCCCGUAGAGGACGAGAUUGGCCGCACGAAAGAUGGCAAGUGCGUCAGCCUGCGCAAACGCCAGGAGAUGCUGCGUGCUUUGUACAAGCUCGUUAACUCCGCCUACUUCACGAUGACGACGACGCCAGUAAUGGAAGGCGCCACAGGGGCAGCCCCAAAUGCAGGCAGCUCCAACCACCAAGUUACAGAAGUGUACAUGUGUACAGAAACACACAAAAACUACGCCCUUCGAAAUAAUGACUAUCAACUGUACAUUUUGUUUUCAUCAUCUAUACCAACAUUUGCCAUGAGAUCCAUCAGCCACAAAACUCUCAAGGCCCUCACAACCAACAAAGUCUGUGUCCUCUGACAGUACGGCACAGCACCUGGCGUGACAACCUUAAUCUAGUCUGUGAUAUUUACUUAAGCAAACCCUGCAAUGUGCCCCGCAUUUCAAUUACCUCACAUAGAGAUAAUAUAUUAGCACAGGAGUGACGCACAACUGUUGUGACGAUGCUUCUGUAAAGCUUAUCCAUGAUGUCUUUGAGAGACUUGAUGUCCUUGGCGAGACGAGAGCAACACAAUUGUCCAUUGUGAUACAAUUAGUUGCCUUUUAAGAAACUUCCUCAUGCUCAAGAGAAAUGAAGCACAUAUGGGCUGCGAAUCGUAUUUCAAGAUUUUUAUUGUUUUAAUUAGCAUGUCUCCCGGUAAAAUGAGACUAUGAGCUUAUGCCAUCGUGAACUUGCUUGCCAGGCUAGCAUUAUUCCUUUUUAUAAGAAAUAUAGCAUACCCCUCACAUGAAGAAGUCACUUACUGUUCAACAGUAUAUCUGGAUAGAUAAUGACCUUUUAACCAAGAAUGCAAAUCAUUGCUAUUAAUUUGGAUCUUCGAUUCCACAGUUGCUUUGCCAGGGUUUACCACACAAAAAGGACAUGGCAUUAGUAUCACUUCCUCCCUUGGCAUAUGCACUUUCAAGGUAACAAGAAUGUAUAUGCAAAUUACAUCUUUAUUUGGAGUAUGUGCUAUCUUUUGUAGUAAUUCUCUUUCUCUGCAAAAACAGAACCGAUUUGCCUGGUGGCCCAGAACCGUCACUUGCCACACAAUGUGCUUAAUUACCUCUUCAUGUUUGGCAGCAGUGGUAAAAUAGAGCCGUUGCUUCUCACUUAAAUGGAUGUGCAUAAACCAAAACAAGUGCGUUUUGCUUUAGCAGUAUAGUUACUUAUGUGAUUGCUAAAGCAAAUAAGGCAGCGACAGUUGGCUUGCAGUGAUUGGUGUAUGUAAACUAAGACAUUUGCGCAUGUAAGAAAGAACCCGGAAGCAAUAAGCAAAAGGUCCCGUGCUCUUAAAGAACACACUAGUCACUGCGGCAGAAAAAAACUUGUUCUACACUUUUGAAUGCGUGUAACUGAAUGAAUGCUUCCCUAUCAGUUGUAGUCAACUUGUCAUAAUACAAGGUCCUUGAUAUCUUGGAUAUUAAACUAUUCAUAGGUCAUACGUUGUGUGAUACAAAAUACAAUUUCAAACUACCUUACGAAUUAACAGUCAAGUUCGUGGCAACAUUUAGCAAUAUCCUCUACAAUCGCGUGAGGGUAAAAGAAUGACCACUUAUUCCUUGUUACUACUAUAAGCCACCAUGGGUAUUUUUGGCUCCACUGCUCUUGUCUGGAAAAUAUCAAUCAAAACUCGUUCGAAUGAAUCGACCGUAAUGAAAGUGUAAUGAGUCAACCAAAAUUUUAUGACCUGUUUGAUAUAACCAAUGACCGGACAGGGUACUAUGAUGAGUUGACUGUUCAGCAAAGGCUUCAGUACUCUGUAAGAAAAAGAAAUAGCUAGUGAUGUUAUGUACAUACUAAUUUAUUUCUGUGACAAGAAUGCAAGCGUUGAAAGAUGGGGUGAUGUAAUGUAAAAAGCAAUCCUUUGCAAUCACACUUUUUCACUUGCACGUUGCUGCGAUGACAAGCUUGAUUGACACAGGAACCUUACGUUCACAAAUGCGCAACACUCCGAGUAAAGAAGAAGAGGAAUGUAAGCGCUGCACAGGUAGCCAACAACCAAUGCCAGCGAGGGAGAACAAGUUUUAACAUUGUACAUAAACAAGCAAGUGGAUGGAAUCUGAUCCGCGUGUGCAUUUUCUAGUCGGUGUGAAUAAACAAGAGCUUCUAUGUGUUUUUUUGUA